This is a messenger RNA of Lolium rigidum, 1119 nucleotides long. RefSeq lists its product as uncharacterized. The coding region runs from base 1 to 1119 and encodes 372 amino acids. Gene Ontology annotation, molecular function: protein binding. The transcript has a single exon. The record is from RefSeq and is a predicted model, not a curated record. NCBI's taxonomy places the organism in Eukaryota, Viridiplantae, Streptophyta, Magnoliopsida, Poales, Poaceae.
AUGUGCUGGUCUGAUCUGCCGGCCGAUCUGAUAUCGGCGAUCGCCGACAGGAUGACCGAGCACGCGGACCUUGCGCGCUUCCGCUCGGUGUGCCCAUCGUGGCGCUCAGCCUCGGCGGCGCACGCCGCCCGUCGCCGCGUACCGCUGCUUCUCGUGCCAAGCCAGGACUACUCCCGCGUCGACCGCCGUCUCUGGUCCCUCGCCGACGACAGCGUUGCCGAGAUCCCCGUGCCCGCCGCGCGCGGCCGCUCGUUCCUCUUCGCCUCGCCGCGCGGCUGGACGCUCGGCGUGGACAACGACCUCGCGGCCACGCUACUGCACCCCUUCACCGGCGCGUCGGAGAGCCUGCCCGCACUGCCGCCCUCGUUCCACGACGGCGACCAGAGGAUCCUCCGUGACACGGUGUGGGAUCGGUCUCCGGACGCCGUGGUGGUCUCGUCGGGAAAGGGCGCGUUCUUCUGCCGGCUGCGGCCGGUGGGUGACCGCGGAUCGUGGAGCCCGGUGGCGGGAUUAUGCUCCCAGGCCGCGGAUCGUGUCACCAGCAUCACCUACUGCGACGACGGCACGUUCUACCUCCUGAACAAGCGCGCGGGCAAGGUGACGGCUGUGGACGGCGAAACCUUCGCCGUCGUCGCGGCCAUCGAGCCGCCGGAUCUGGCGAUGCCCAGACCCUGGCUCAUCCCCGAGUCCACGCUCGUUGCGUCGUCCGCGGAGCUCCUUCUGAUCGUCAGGACGCAGCUCGUGUACCAAGGAUAUUCUGGUUCUGAUGAGGGCAUCUUCAAGGUCUUCCGCGCGGAGCGCCGGAGCCUGGCGGCCGGGUGGUCGGAGGUCGCCGGCGACAUUGGCGACCGCGCCGUGUUCGUGGACCACCUCCGGGGGUUAUGCGUGGAGGCCAACGGGGUGAACGGGGUGCGGAGGAACUGCGUGUACGUGGCAAGCUCGUACGAGGAGGUGGACGACGGCUACCUUUUUGGGUGGGUCGUCUUUGGGAGGUACACCGUCUCCGUGCUCGAACUCGACGACCUUAGCACCCAGAACCUCUCGCAUGGGAACCUGCUGAAAUGCAGGUGCGGUAGAUUCUGGCAGUGGCCUUCCUGGUGCAUGCCCAAUCUGCACUGA